GCCACUCUCUCUUUCAUCUCAAAUUGAAACCAAUUUCUGAAUUCUGACUCCAAUCUCUCUUCUCACGCCUUCCUCCUACAAUUCCUCUCUUCUCUCAAACUCUUGUCACUUCCUCUCCUCUCUACUCUCUCUCUCUCUCAACAAUUCACCCCAAAAGGGAAAUUCUAAAUCCCGUCUUCCUUAAACGCUCUCUCUCUCUCGCUCUCUGCUGCACCAGCAGCUGCCGCCCACUCCACGCCGUCCAGCCGCCGGCGGAAAAUCCGUCCCUCUCCUUUCUGUUACAGCCUACAGGGGCUGCCAUGGACACUGAGCUAUCAGAGGAAAUCAAAACGCUUGAGGAAUUUGUUGAAGGGCGCUUGAAACCUAAUCUUGUGCGUGCUAUUACUGAACGGGACAAGGUCUUUGAGCGGCAGAAGACUUUCUCUGACCUUAGAAAAAACAUUGAGAAUCUGGAGAAGAAUACGGUGACCAGUAUGAGGACACUCGUCAACAUUGGUGCCGAAAUCUACACGGAAGCUGAAGCGCCAGAUACUCGGCAUAUAUUUGUUGAGGUAGGACAUGGAUUUUAUGUGGAGUUUACAUGGGCUGAAGCUCUGAAGUAUAUAGCUGAAAGGGAAAAAUUACUAUCCAGGCAAAUAGAGGAGUACACUGGCAAAAUUGGAGCUAUAAAAGUUCAAAUCAAAGUGGCAUUGGAAGCUAUAAGGAAAUUACUCAACAUACCAGACGCUGAGCUAUAAUCUAUACGCGCUAUUCAACAUCAAAUUGUUCAGAGUUACUAAGAUAUUUUGGCAUAAAAAAAAGUGAAACAUGAUUUUGAUUGUGAGAGAAAUUUAGAUAGGAAAAGACUAGUCUUUGAAGGAGAAAUGGAGAAUGUAUUCUAUAAAAACCUGCCAUAUGCCUUUCCUUUUUCUUUUGUUUUUAUCAUCAUGUUAAUUUCCUGCUGA
Salvia hispanica is the source of this 944-nucleotide messenger RNA. Its product is annotated as Prefoldin chaperone subunit family protein. NCBI's taxonomy places the organism in Eukaryota, Viridiplantae, Streptophyta, Magnoliopsida, Lamiales, Lamiaceae. The record is from RefSeq and is a predicted model, not a curated record. Gene Ontology annotation, molecular function: transcription coregulator activity. Gene Ontology annotation, biological process: positive regulation of transcription by RNA polymerase II. Gene Ontology annotation, cellular component: mediator complex.